UUUUUGCCCUUAUCCUGAUAAAAUUGUUCACUCGUCGCGUUUCUUCAACUCCACAAGCGCCGACUCCCUCUUAUUCUCUCUCUCUCUCUCUCAGGUCCUUCCGACCGUCAAUGGCAGCUUGCUCUGCUAAAAGCCUAGUACCGCUUAGCUGUACAAGCUCUGCUCCUCGUUUACAGUGCAAAGCAAAUAAAAUUAUCUUGGAUGGCUUACAUGGAGGAUGUUCUACUGUAACAAACUGUAGAAAAUCAAGAAGGACAUUUCUUUGGAAAUCUGUAUGCCUAGGUGCUGUUGUUCUGCAUGCAAAUCCUAGCUUUUCAGUGUCAUUGUUGGAGAUGAAGGAGCCUGAGAUGAUCAGGUAUCAAAAGCUGAAAAGUGGAGUAAAAAUUGAAGAAAUCGUAGAAGGGGAAGGGCCAGAGACACACGAAGGAGAUGUAGUUGAAAUUAAUUAUGUUUGUCGACGUUCAAAUGGAUACUUUGUACAUAGCACACAGAAUCAACUUAGCGGUGAAAGCAAGCCUGUGAUAAUUUCAUUGGAUGGAAAGGAGGUAAUUCAGGGCCUCAAAGAUGUUCUGGUUGGCAUGAAAGUUGGAGUUAUAAAAUAAUGAUUUCUAUAUUGUUUAUUUUACAUGUGAAAUUACUGUUAAAGUGGUGUUCAUAGUUUGAAAUUAAUGUUGUUUUCUAACUACCUUUAAUCAAAUGAUUGAUCGAGUAAAUUUCAAUUA
Dendrobium catenatum is the source of this 722-nucleotide messenger RNA. Its product is annotated as peptidyl-prolyl cis-trans isomerase FKBP16-1, chloroplastic. The record is from RefSeq and is a predicted model, not a curated record. NCBI's taxonomy places the organism in Eukaryota, Viridiplantae, Streptophyta, Magnoliopsida, Asparagales, Orchidaceae. Gene Ontology annotation, molecular function: peptidyl-prolyl cis-trans isomerase activity.